This is a messenger RNA of Humulus lupulus (European hop), 1461 nucleotides long. RefSeq lists its product as uncharacterized. The transcript is spliced from 4 exons. Lineage: Eukaryota; Viridiplantae; Streptophyta; Magnoliopsida; Rosales; Cannabaceae. Bases 1 to 1461 code for a protein of 486 amino acids. The record is from RefSeq and is a predicted model, not a curated record. Gene Ontology annotation, molecular function: zinc ion binding.
AUGGGAGGUCCUAGUCAUAAUGAAACUUUUUUUCCCCCAACAAAUCUCCUGCAUGAUGAUGGGUAUGAGUAUGAGCCUUAUGUCAAUGACGAUCCAAUUGCCCUUAUUGGUGAUGAUGAUGAAAGAGUUGAGGGGUGCAGUAGUUCUGAAGAUAACUCAGAGGAUCAGUUGUCGAUGCUACAUGUGGUUCAAGUAGAUAAUUUAAAUGUACGACCAUUGCCAAGUCGUCAAGAAAGCCAAGGACGGAGGACUGCUGGAUCAGAGAGCAGUCGUCCAACUACACAAGAUGAUGGAAAUAGAUGGAGUUCUCCAGCAGGGACACUGGAAGCAUCCUACCAGAAGUUACCAUCGUACCUGUUCAUGCUUCAACAGAAAAAUCCCGGGACGUUGACAGAUUUUGUCACUGAGGAAAAUCGAUUCAAAUAUUGCUUUUUCUCACUCGGAGUUAGUAGAAGAGGGUUUCGUACAUGUCGUCCUGUGUUAUGUGUGGACGGUACCUUUUUAAAGACAAAAUACGGUGGGCAGAUGUUAUGUGCAGUCGCGCUGGAUGCAAAUAACCAUCUAUAUCCAGUUGCAUUUGGUAUUGUGGAUAGUGAGAAUCAUGAUUCUUGGAAGUAUUUCAUGUCAAAGCUAAAAGAAGCGAUUGGGGAAGUCGAGGACCUGGCGUUUGUAUCUGACAGGAAAUUCGAGUUCCAUGCUAACUUCAAAAAAAUCAAAUCAAAAGACUCAGCCAUUGCUCAAUACCUAGAAGGAAUGGGUUUUGAUAAGUGGUCCCGUGCUUACUUUCCUGGAAAUAGGUACAAUAUAAUGACAAGCAAUUACGCUGAAAGUUUCAACAAUAAGACCCGGGACGCUAGGAGCUUUCCGAUAACUACAUUCGUCGAAUUUAUUCGCUUCACACUACAGUCCUGGUUCUGUAAUAGGAGAGAAACUAGCGAGAAGACAACUACCACUCUUGCACCGACCUAUGAGAAAAAUUUGGUGGAUAUGGCUGAGAAAGCUCAAUUCUUGAUUCCUUAUGCAAUAGGGAGGCAUGAGUUCCAUGUGUUAGAUGGUGAGCUGAAUGGUGAAGUCGACCUCCUGAAUAAGACAUGCACAUGCGGCGUGUUUCAGAUUAUUGGUAUCCCAUGUGCUCAUGCACUAUCUGGAUCCCUUAAGCGAGGGGUGAACUUUUAUUCGUUGUGUUCAGAUUACUAUAAAAUUGAGACAUGGAGGUCCUCUUACACAGAAUCUAUAUAUCCUACUGGUAACGAGGAAGAGUGGAUUGUUCCACAUGACAUUAUGACAAUAACAGUGAGAACACCUGCGCAGAAAAACCCGGUUGGUCGUCCAAAGAAUAAACAAGGUAGGCCUAAGAUGAAACGCCAUCCUUCCAAUGGAGAUAAAUUGGUUGUUCCACGCAAGUGCAGCACUUGUGGAGGUCUAGGCCAUAAUAGGGCAACUUGUAAAGUUCGUGUUUGA